ACAAUGGCGCAAAAGUGUGUCCGUCAGGGCUGCGGCAAAGAGUUCACUGACCCGAACGAAAAGUGCCAAUAUCACCCCGGUCCACCCAUCUUCCACGAGGGGCAGAAAGGAUGGAAGUGCUGCAAGCCGCGAGUCCUAACCUUUGACGAAUUCAUGGAGAUCCCCCCCUGCACAACAGGCACGCACUCCACCACCGAGAAGCCCCCUCCGGUCGAGGAAGGGCCGCAGCAGUUCGACGAGGCCGCCCUCGCGCAGAAGAUCUCAGAGGCCAGCGUAUCCGCCCCGACGCGGCGGCCGAUCCAGCCCGCGCAGCACGUCCCCACGCCUCCGCCGCCGCCCCCGGACUCCGAGGACGACGACCCGAGCUUGGACAUUCCAGACGGGGCCGAGUGCCGCCGCAAGGCUUGCAGCGCAAAGUACAAGAAGGGGUCUGCGAGGGAAGGGGAGAAGUGCGUGCACCAUCCUGGCGUGCCCAUCUUUCACGAGGGCAGCAAGGGGUAUUCGUGCUGCAAGAGGAGGGUGCUAGAGUUUGACCAGUUUAUGAAGAUUGAGGGGUGCAAGACCAAGGACAAGCAUCUCUUUGUCGGCAGUGGGAAGAAGGACAAGGCGGAAUCAGGCAGCGAGGAAAUACUCACGACAGUCCGACACGACUUUUACCAGACCCCCACACAGGUCAUCGCAUCGCUCUUCCUCAAGAAGAUCAACAAGGACACAUCAAAGGUCGACAUCAAGGAAAAGGAAGUCGACCUCGACCUCACGACCAGCGACCCGACACCGAAGCGAUACACGGCGACGUUCCCGCUGUACGGGACAGUCAACCCGGAAGGCUCGUCGUUCAAGGUCCUCGGCACGAAGCUGGAGCUGCUUCUCGCCAAGGCUGACGGGGCUUCUUGGCCGGUGCUGCGGAGCGACGAGCAGUUGACGGGCGAGAUUCUGCAGGUUGGCCGGGCGGGCAAGGUGUAG
Trichoderma reesei QM6a is the source of this 963-nucleotide messenger RNA. RefSeq lists its product as uncharacterized. The coding region runs from base 4 to 963 and encodes 319 amino acids. NCBI's taxonomy places the organism in Eukaryota, Fungi, Ascomycota, Sordariomycetes, Hypocreales, Hypocreaceae. The transcript is spliced from 3 exons. The record is from RefSeq and is a predicted model, not a curated record.